GAUGGGAGGAAACUGACAGAGAGAGAGAGAGAAGCAGCAGUUGCAGCUGUUACAGAGAAAGGGAGGUUGACGGGAGCUGAGGGUGACAGUGAGGAGGAUUCCAGAGAAUCUUUGUGCUUCGGACUUCACUUGGACCAAAUAGACCUCAUCACUUCGACAAAUUGGACUUCAUUGUGCUAAAUGUCUCAGUUAGAUAUGAUAAAUGCUUCAGAGUUUUGGACUAAAGAAAUCAUAUGUGUUUUAAAACUCCAGGGAAAGAAUGUAUUUUACUAUUGAUUAUUUAUCAUUAGUAUUUUAAGGAGAGGUAUUAAAUAACUUAGCAAGUGUAGACACAAAAUUACAGAUUAAUAACAAAGGACAACAAAAGAUAUCAAUGCAGCUACACAAUAUGUGAAAGACAAACACAAAGAUGCUAUAAUGUAGUAUACACUUUGACCAACAUUAACAAAUAAUAAGACCAGCAAUAAGGCAGACAAAUGUGGAGUUAAUGAAAGUAAACAAAAAUUAGAAUACAGUGAGGGUAAUAAUAUCAUGCAUGACUGAAAUGCAGAAAGACUUCGGACAGCACAGCCAUGAAUUGUUACCAAUGAGGUCCUUCCCAUGAAAUGCAGUCCGAUGACCUCUUUGUGCGUAAGUUUCGUCAAGCCCCUACCCGAUCUUCCCCUCACAAAAGUAAACUUUCUGCAGUCCCAGGAAAAAGACACAACGGAGGGGGGCGCUCUCUAUCUGAGUCAGAGUCAGAAAAGGGGUGCAGUAGCCCCUCUGCCUCACGCUUUAAAGAUCCCUUCCUACUGCUGGGGCUGGCUGGGAUCAGCCAAGGGCCUCAGGCCCUGGAUGCCAAAGAAAAACUCCCAGAAGGAGGCCCUUUUUUCCACCGGCCUAAAAGUUUUGCUCACUAUGAUGUCCAAAGCAUCUUGUUUAACCCAUUUCUGAGGGGAGAUUAUGAAGCCAGACGAAAUGUGAAGAGUGGUGCAUCUGCAGCCUCCCAGAUUAGAACUUGCACUUCUUCUCCCAGGAGAUCUCUGUCCUCUCCUGAGGAACCAGCAGACAAUGGAGAUGGAAAAGACAAUGAACUGCUUCUUAGCUGUCCUUACUUCCGCAAUGAAGUUGGUGGAGAGAACAUUGAAGGUCAAAAAGACCAAGGCUGGGGCUUCUCCUCAACAAUGGCUUUUAAUACACCUCAUAUAUGUCCAGUGAGAGGACCAAAUGCAGCAGUAUCUGUGCUAGAGGAAGCCAGGGAGAGAAUGAGGGACAGUAGCUAUUUUGUGGAAUAUAAGGACCUGGGGGCGUUAUAUUACCGGAAGUAUUUUUAUGGCAAAGAACAUCAGAACUUUUUUGGAAUUGAUGAACGCUUGGGUGCGAUAGCCAUAAGCUUACGAAGGGAUGAAAGAGAAGGGUCCCAAAGUAUACAGUAUAAUUACAGAAUCAUUUUUCGAACCACUGAGCUUAAGACCCUUCGUGGUUCUAUCCUGGAAGAAGCCUUUCCCUCAGCAAUCCGUCACAACUCCUCCAGGGCCAUAUCACCUAAAAAACUCCUAGAAUAUAUUGUUCCAGAGGUUAACCUGCAAUGUCUACGCUUAGCAUCCAGUUCUCCUAAAGUCCCAGAAACUCUCCUCAAACUGGAUGAGCAAGGGAUCAGCUUUCAAAGGAAGAUUGGCAUUUUAUACUGUAGAGCUGGACAAGGCUCAGAGGAGGAGAUGUACAACAAUGAGAUACCUGGGCCUGCUUUUAAACAUUUUCUGAAUCUCCUAGGAGAAGAAGUUCGACUGAAAGGGUUUGACAAAUAUCGGGCACAGCUGGACAACAAAACUGACAGCACAGGAACACAUUCGCUUUACACACGUUACCAAGACUAUGAAAUCAUGUUCCACGUAUCAACAAUGCUUCCGUAUACAGCCAACAACACUCAGCAGCUGCUUCGGAAAAGGCAUAUCGGCAAUGACAUUGUAACUAUAAUUUUUCAAGAGCCAGGAGCCCUACCAUUUACACCCAAAACCAUUCGCUCCCACUUUCAACAUAUCUUUAUUGUGGUGAGAGUCCAAAAUGCAUGUACUGCUCACACCUCUUAUAGUGUAGCUGUAAGUCGUUCAGCUGACACACCAUUCUUUGGCCCCGCACUGCCUCCCACCAACUUCGCUCACUCCCCUGAGCUCAGAGACUUUCUGCUUUCCAAAGCUGUAAAUGGUGAGAAUGCAGCUGAGCAUGGAGGCAAGUUCUUAGCUAUGGCUACGCGGACUAGAGAAGAGUAUUUGAAAGACCUUGCUCGUGACCAUGUUACUACUGCUACUCUGGACUCUUGUUCAUCUAAGUUAGCCAUUUUGAGUCUGUCCAAGAAACGUGACCGAGCUGGCAGCACUGGCACUGGAGACAAGGCUGGAAAAAACCCUUGUUGGGCCUACACAGUACCUCCUGAAUUUCACAGCCCAGGUGCACUAGUAUGGCCAGCGAGAGCCAAAAGCUACUCAGUCCCUGAUGGUACCUACUUGCUGGGCAUCUCUUCUGAGAUGCUGGUAUUGAUAGAUGUACAAAAGGAGAGAGAAAUUGCCAUAAGCUUUCACUGUUCAUGCAGAGAUGUUUUAGGAUGGACAUAUUCAUCAAAAGGAGGGCUGGACCUUUACUAUGGUGGAGCUGGUAGACUUCAACUUUGUCCAGUGGCCGGUAGUGAUGCAGAAGUUGAAAAAGAGGUGAAUCAUAUUGUGAAGAGACUUCAGGUUGUAUCUGGUGGUUGUGAGACUCGGGAGAUACCACUUCUGAGAAAUGGUCUGGGCCAGUUGGGGUUUGAAGCAGACUCUGAAGGAUUUGUGACAGAGGUGGAAAGAUUCAGCGUGGCUGAAACUGUUGGACUUUGUCCUGGAGCUCGCUUAGUGGCUAUUUGUGGCCAACCCUUCUGCUUGCUCAGCCCAAAUGAUGUCCGUUCUCUUUAUCUAAGUGGCAAGAAGGUUACAGUAACCACAUUACCUCCAGAUGAAGCAGGAAAGCCACGUAGGAGCUUCUCUGAACUGUAUGUGAGAUCUCUGCAGGGUCAAAGAGUUCUAAAGCCAAUAGCAAUGGAGGAUGGCAAGGAAAAGGGUUUAGAGAAACCUUCCCCAGAGACCAGAAACCUUCUACGUACUUUGUCUGUACAGGAAGAGAGAACUGAGUUCAGAUAUAAUAAUUCUGAUCUGGCUCCCCCUGAUGUCAUACCUCAACCUGACCCUGUUGCACAUGAACAGACUGUGGAUGUCUCCUCCCUUGCAUUGAAUAAUGAUGUAUUUGAAUCAAGCACCCUCAGUGAAGAUGGAAGUCUCCCAGAAGCUCCAUCUUUUGAAGAACCCUCCAAAGAAGUUCCCUCGUCUAUUGAAGAUGAAUGGCAGAGUAUAUCGGAUCUCACCUUGGCCUGUAACAGUAUACUGGAAUCCAUGUCUAAAGAAGGACAGGAGCUGGAGGUAUCUAAAGAAUUGAGGGCACAUACGCCAUCCUCACCACCAUCAGGGAAUCUCUCUUACAAAGUCUCAGAGCUGGAACUGCAGCUGAAAAGACUACAGGAGGACCUGAAGAGGGAGCAAGAAGGUCGGGCCCAACUUCAAGCAGAAGUGCAAAGUCUGAAGAGGACUCAGGAGGAAGCUUUCACUGGAACCUUGCCCCAUGAGGGUGGAGCAAAAAUACUCAGGGGUGGUGCCACCAACUGUGAAGAACUAGCCAAUGACUGUACAGAAAGAGCCAUGGACUGAGUGCAUUUAUGGGCUGGGACUGGUGCAAAGGAUAAGGGGAAGUUAUAUCAUUAAGAAGGAUUGGUAACAUUUAUUUUUUGGCCACCAAACUAAUUAAACACUCAAAGCAUAAAACAUAAAAAUCAGAAACAGAGAAAAAAAAAUCAUCAAGAACUUAACAAUAAAGGUAUAGCCAGGAAAUAUGUGAAAAACGAGUGACACAAAGAAGCCUUUGAGUGGAUGGCGCGGCUGCUUAUUGUGGGUUAUUGAGAAGCAGAUGAUUCACAAGACGAGAAAAGACAUGAGAAAUGGAAGAAAGAUUUUAGGGAGUGAGGAAGGAUCUGACUAAAUAAUCACAAGAAAGAAACACAGGGUAGUCAAGGACUGAGGGGAACACACAUUUUUAUAGUGUGGGCAAUGAUUAUCUUGUUCACUCUUAUUUCAGGGAGGGUUUUUAUUUUUAAACUGUGAAAGGGGUUAAUAAAAUGAUUUGCAAGCGCAAGCAUAUUUUGCAGAAGGUUGAUCUGUGAGCAAAGUAUUAACAGAAUUACAGGAGUUACGGUCAGAGCGAUACUCUGCAAAGGUUAAUUCAGCUGAACUCGUAGAAGGAUGUUCUGCAUUGAAUAACUUUGUAAAUAUGAAUGUCUUCCGGCAAUUUUAAACCUUCCAGCUAUCGUGAAUAUAUUCCUGGGACAAUGAAAGGGUUAAAUGUAUCUGUAAGAAGUUUUCAUAACUGCACUCAUUAAUGACUGCAGAUUGGAUAAAUAUCGGAAUAUUAAAAUUGUAUAAAAUUUGA
Xenopus laevis (African clawed frog) is the source of this 4485-nucleotide messenger RNA. RefSeq names its product signal-induced proliferation-associated 1 S homeolog (gene sipa1.S). Bases 606 to 3710 code for a protein of 1034 amino acids. Lineage: Eukaryota; Metazoa; Chordata; Amphibia; Anura; Pipidae. The record is from RefSeq and is a predicted model, not a curated record. The transcript is spliced from 15 exons.